GCGAGAGACGACCAAUGCAAAUGGGAUGUUAUGGACUCGGUCUAUCACGUAUAGUAGCCGCAAUAGUUGAAACAUCUCAUGAUAAACACGGUAUCAUCUGGCCUUUCUCUGUUGCUCCGUACAGA
Molecule: messenger RNA, 125 nt
Organism: Paraglomus occultum
Lineage: Eukaryota; Fungi; Glomeromycota; Glomeromycetes; Paraglomerales; Paraglomeraceae
Source: the annotation of a GenBank genome assembly